Messenger RNA from Cuscuta europaea, 1129 nucleotides. Lineage: Eukaryota; Viridiplantae; Streptophyta; Magnoliopsida; Solanales; Convolvulaceae. The record is from the annotation of a GenBank genome assembly.
GCUUUGCAGUGCGUUUAAAAUUAUUUAACAUUAUGUUUGGCUUUAUAUAGGUCGCAGACGCGUACGGUGAAGCUCCGAGCAUUGUUAAACUGGAUUUAGGAGUGGGCAUUAUAAAGCUAAGGUCGCAGACGCGUACGGUGAAGCUCCGAGCAUCGUUAAACUGGAUUUAGGAGUGGGCAUUAUAAAGCUAAGGUCGCAGACGCGUACGGUGAAGCUCCGAGCAUUGUUAAACUGGAUUUAGGAGUGGGCAUUAUAAAGCUAAGUUAGUGUUUUGAGUCAGUUCAUGCAUGAUCCAAGGAAACCACAUCUAGAAGCAGCCUAUAGGGUUCUUCACUACCUAAAAGGAAGUCCAGGGCAAGGGAUAAUAUUCAGGAAGGGUGGGCAAUUAUCAGUCCAAGCCUUCACUGAUGCAGAUUAUGGUGGCUCCCUCGUUGACCGCCGGUCAACUACUGGUCCCUGUGUUUUCCUAGCAGGAAACCUCGUGACAUGGAGAAGCAAAAAACAGAAGGUUGUGGCACGAUCAUCUGCUGAAUCUGAGCUAAGAGCUCUUGACCAUGGCUUAUGUGAACUUCUAUGGAUCAGAAUUAUUCUCUUAGAUUUACAAAUCAAGUGGAAAGGACCAAUGGAAUUGAGGUGUGAUAACAAAUCAUCAAUCAACAUAGCUCAUAAUCCAGUCCAACAUGAUCGGACCAAGCAUAUUGAGAUUGAUAGGCACUUUAUCAAAGAAAAGGUUGAAGGAGGUCUCAUCGAACUAAGCUACACUCCCUCAGAAGAUCAAGUUGCAGAUGUGUUUACCAAACCUCUGCACAGUCCUAGGUUCCAGGGUCUUAUUGUCAAGCUAGGCAUGACGAAUAUCUACAAACCUAGCUUGAGGGGGAGUGUUGAUAAAACGAAGAGACAUCAUUAAUCUAGGAUUUAUUUUCCUUAUUAUUACUGUAAUUAUGUAUCUUUAGUGCUUCAGGUUGUAUUUAAUAGCUGCUGUCUUUUCAGUUCUCAAUCAUUUAUGUUUAGUAUUUAGACAGGCACCUAGGGUGCUGAAUAGACUCUCUCAGGAUUCCUAUCUGUAUAAAUAACUUAUGUACUUCUUGUAAAUGAAUUCAAGGAAAUAAUAUUCAGAAAACUUCAAGAA